Molecule: messenger RNA, 1872 nt
Organism: Colletotrichum orchidophilum
Lineage: Eukaryota; Fungi; Ascomycota; Sordariomycetes; Glomerellales; Glomerellaceae
Product: primary-amine oxidase
Exons: 3
Coding region: 1-1872 (623 amino acids)
Biological process (GO): amine metabolic process
Molecular function (GO): primary methylamine oxidase activity; quinone binding; copper ion binding
Source: RefSeq, a predicted model, not a curated record
AUGGCCCAACACCCCCUUGAUCCCCUUUCGGUCAACGAGGUGCACCAAGCAACCCGCGCUUUGUUGAAGGAACUGGAGUUACAGAGAGACCAGAUCAGAUUUAAAGUGGUCGAUCUUGCUGAGCCUCCAAAAGACCAGACUUUGGAUUAUUUGCGGGAAAGCGGCCCUGUGCCUGAUCGCAGAGCCAGGAUUUAUUAUCAACGGAAGCACAAAGAGGUUAUGAGCAGGGCAAUUGUCAACAUCACACGCGGAAAUCUCGAGAAGACUGAUGACUUACCGGAUGCCCAGGGACCAGUGGAUUGGGUUGAAUAUGAACUUAUAACCACAGCUUGUAACGUUCAUCCCGAUGUCCUGGCCGAAGUUGACAAGCUUAAGAUUCCCGAGGGAGCACGAAUUCUCAAUGACCCUUGGGCUUAUGGCACCGAUGAUGCCAAGGAGAGACGCCGUCUUUUCCAAUGCUACAUGUAUCUGGCCCUUGAUGACGACGACGAAGCCAACCACUACUCUAUUCCACUCCCACUAGCACCAAUUUUCGAUGCUCAUACUCUUGAGCUUGUUGAUCUUCAGAAACUACCUUUGGGGAUCAAUGACGAAAUCGAUGUCGAAACACGACCCUGGGUGCCGGUCAAGCCAGUCGAAUACAGUGCAAACAUUCUGGGUUCUGAUAAACUCCGGAAAGAUCUUAAACCAUUACAAGUUGUUCAGCCAGAAGGUCCUUCAUUCAAUGUCAGCCACCGUACAGUUUCAUGGCAGAAAUGGCAAUUCCAGCUUGGAUGGUCUCUGCGCGAAGGCCCGGUCCUGCAUUACAUACGAUACGAUGGCCGGCCUCUGUUCUACCGUGUAUCAAUGAGUGAGAUGACGGUGCCUUAUGGCGAUCCUCGAACUCCUUACCACAGAAAGCAAGCUUUCGACCUCGGCGACUCCGGCUUUGGUUUAACUUCCAACAGCUUGGCUCUUGGCUGUGACUGCUUGGGCCACAUCGCCUACUUCGACGGCGUCCGAGUUUCAGCGACGGGAGAUCCCAUUAUUAUGUCGAAUGUUGUCUGCAUGCACGAAAUAGACGAUGGGAUUGGCUGGAAACACUCAAACUUUCGCAACAUGAAGUCUUCCGUGGUCCGAGACCGUAAGCUCGUUAUUCAAUGCACUUCCACAGUGGCUAACUAUGAAUACAUCUUGGCCUUCGUUCUGGACCAAGCCGCGAAUCUUCACAUUGAAGUGCGAGCAACAGGCAUUCUGUCCACCAUGCCAAUCCGUCCUGAUCUCAAGGCAUCGCCGUGGGGAACAGUCGUGGCACCGGGAGUCUUGGCGGUCAAUCACCAACACCUCUUUUGUGUCCGAAUAGAUCCGAUUCUCGACGGGGAGCGGAAGAAUACAAUCGUGUACGAUGACUGUGUUCCUGUACGAGACGACCCAGAACUUGAUCCUUACGGAUGCGCAUUUCGUCUCCAGACGACGCCAAUUACAUCACCUGGCGGCUACGACCUCGAUCUGAACAAAGCUCGAACCUACAAAAUCGUCAACCCAUCUCGAGAAAACGAGGUAUCGGGCAAGCUAGCUGGAUACAAACUGCACGCUUCACCUAGCCAAAUGCUGAUGAUGGGGCCCGGGACUCUCAAUCAUCGACGUGGAAUCUUCGCGUCAAAACCAAUCUGGGUCACUCGGUAUCGGGACGACGAACUCUGGGCUGCUGGGGAGUUUACCAAUCAAAGCCGAGAAGAUACUGGUCUUGCGGAGUACGCCGCACGAACCGAGAAUGUUGAGAGUGAAGAUGUUGUUCUUUGGCACUCAUUUGGUCUAACGCACGUCACACGCCCUGAAGUUGUCAUGUACCCUGAAGCCAACGAGCUUCUUCAACCUCAACCCUUCCAAUGA